Molecule: messenger RNA, 16100 nt
Organism: Pocillopora meandrina
Lineage: Eukaryota; Metazoa; Cnidaria; Anthozoa; Scleractinia; Pocilloporidae
Source: the annotation of a GenBank genome assembly
AUGGGUGUGAUUUGUUCUUGUAGCGACGACAGAAAUUGUGGGACAGAAGGCUCUCUUGUGAUUAACCACGGAUCUAUUACAUUCCAACAUUCAGGGUAAGCGUAAGAAUAGGAAAUUUUGUUUCUCGGUAUGUCACUGAAUUCCCAUGUACGUCAAAAACCAAAAUUUACCAUCAUUACCCUCUUAUUGUUGAUUUUAUUUAAUGCAAGUAGGAGGUAGGCAAUAUAAAACGAUUUAGAGAGGUUAGCAUGCAUUUGGACAUUGUUUAUUUGUCACUGCGUAAUUAUCCAUGCUUAUCUAUGCUAGGUUCUUGAAAACAUAAGAAGAUCUUAUCACAGUGAGACAUGAUUGUUAGUGAUUCUUCAUGUUCUAGCGGGGAGGGAGUUCUUUAGCCCCUGUCUGCCCCACCACCCACAGAAUAAUUCUGUACAGUUCCUGUUUUUGGCCAGCGGCACCCAAAUUACGCAAUAUGGGAUGAUGUUUUGUCACAACUUGUAUGAUACUCUAUUAGUGGUGUGCAAAGGUCUUUGGUAAAGUUCACGAAGAAUCCAAGACGAUGAAAUAAAAUUAUUUAAUCUUCAUUUCCCAUAGAUCGCCUGUGUUCCGGGUCCAGGUAGCAGUUCCAUCGUGUCACGUGACCAUGGCUCGCCCCGCUAUGAACGAAGAAUUUGCAGUCGUCGAUCUUCCCUUUGAAUAUGUGAGUAUGCCUGACGGACAAGUUUGCCCGGACCAUUUCAGAGGAUGGCUCCUAAAGUGGACGAAUUACAUCAAAGGAUAUCAAAAACGAUGGUUUGUGCUUUCGAAUGGCCUCCUCUCUUACUACAGGUAUUGAAUUCAGACCUGUGUCAAUGUGGUUAUGUUUUCAAGAUGGCGGACGAUCACUUUUAAAUUUUUUCUUAACUAAAGUAAAAUGUUUUGUUCUCCCUCAGAAGCCAAGCCGAAAUGGCGCAUACGUGUCGAGGAACAAUAAACUUGGCCGGUGCGUUUAUCGAUUCGGAAGAUUCAUGUAGUUUUGUCAUUUCUAAUGGAGGGACACAGAUCUUCUACAUGAGAGCCAGCUCUGAGGUUGAACGACAAAGAUGGGUAACAGCUCUGGAAUUGGCCAAGGCGAAGGCUAUCAAAAUGCUGGAGUCAGGUUUGCUGUUGUUAUUUGCUUCUGUAAUAAAGAAAAUUGAUCGCUGAAAGUUUUGUCGUUCGGGCAACUUGAACAAGAUCGAAUAGUGUGUGAAGCCAUUUAAACUGUGCCUUAAGUUUUUCUUUGUUAAUUGUUUUUGGUGUUAAAUAUGUUCUUUAAUCGAGCGUGCAAUCUAAGUUAGAGGAUCAAUAUCAAAGGGCAUGUGGUUGUUAUUUAUUCAUUUCUCAAGUUUCGUUUUUGAUGUGUGAUAUUUUAUAUUUCGGUGCCGGAAAAAAUUAUCGCAAAGUAGCUGAUAUGGCGAUUUUAUUUUAUGUCGACGUGUUUAUCACAUUCGUGUACCAGUACAGUGGUGAUGUCACCUGGUAUAAAUGGUAUAUUCAUUCAAUAUACCAUGUAAUGGUAUAUCCGUAAUUGGGAGGGGACAGAGCAAAAACUGUGUCAAAAUCUGUUACCUUCCGUCUAGCAAUAACAAAGGGAUUGUUGUCCAUUACAGAGAACCCUGAUAGGCCUGUGUAUUCUUUUGAUCCAACUCAUUCUCAUUUACCAAAAUAAUUCUUAAUUGAAUUGUAUCUUUAUCCGACUUUCAUCAUGCCAAAAGUCCAACUUAUUGAAAGCAAUAGUGGACAUAAUUUGUGAUGGUUUUAGCCACCAGAUUCUCUCAUUAUUAUGAUCAGUGAUAAGAAAUUGAUGGAAAAAGCAGCAUAUUUGUGAGGCUUUCGCUGUAGGCAAUUUUAUAAGGUUUUUGUUAAAUUGUUAGAGGACUGGGUUCUAAUUUAUUUCAAAAAAAAAUGUAUGACUGGACUUCAAAAUCUUUGUUCUGAUAGUUGAGACAAAGUUUAGCUGUUGUUUAACAAAACCGCGUCCUAAACAAUCCUCAAUUAAGCUGAACCUUUCAUCUGAACAUUUAUCUUUUAUGAACAAUGUCAAGAGGGCUGAGAUCUUUCAGUGGAAGGACAUUAAAUUAAAUUGACCCUCUUUUAGGGAAAAGCACGAGGCCCAUUGAUUGUGUAAAACAUUUGUUUGAUUGUAAAAAACCAGCCCUUAAAGUCCAAAAUUUGGAUUAAAAUUAUUGUUUUCUCAAGUUUGUCAGCAACAUAUCAAAGGAGUUUUAAUCUAUCAAUGAAAAUGUCAAAAAUAAGGAUUUUGAUAAAUUUUUUUGAUGGCUGAUUGAUGCUGAUGCAUGUUUUCAAAUGUAAACUAUUAAGUCUAGUUUGAUGAUACACAUAAAGAACUCCGCAAGCAUAUGGAGAUUAGAUAUCACUAGAAUGGAAGAGAGAACUAAUUAUUCUUCAGCACUGAUUCCACUGUAGUUGUAGCUUAAAAAGUUAUAAUGAAGUGCUAACAGAAACAGGUUUCCUUGUAUCCCCACAAUUUAAGAAAAUGGCGAAGAAGAAGGGGGGGGGGGCAGUUAUUUGAGGAUAGACUAUGAGCAGUUCCUCCUUUUCAGCAAAUUCUGUUGUGCAAGUCAAAAUAAAGCAGAAAAAAAAAAUUGAUGGUAGCAUGUUGCUGGCAAAGAAAUUCUCGCAAGUUUGCCAACCAGCUUUGGAGUUAUCCACUAAGUGUUUUGUUUUGCAAAAAUAUUUAAAGGGUGUGUCCCUGUAAUGUCAUCACUUGACAGCAUGGAGGUGGAAUAUGUUGGUAAACUCAAGGAACUUUGCCUUCCAGUGGUUCAGUUACCAGAAAAGGACAAAGACUUCAUAAAUGUCCCCUCUAAAGAGAAAGUACAAGCACACACAGGGCAAAAGUUGUUAUGCGAUGGUUCCUAGACCACCGUGCCCUUCCUAAUUAUCUUCUUAGAAGUUUUGUUCUUGGGAGUCAUCCUUACUGCAACAUCUUUCCAGAUUUCAAGUUUAUUGUGUACCUCAAGAUUUGAAGUGGUUUAAUUUUCUGAGAUCGCCUGUGUCUUGCAAUGACAUGAAGAGUGACUAGUAAUUAAGAUAAGGAAUCUCUUUAGUCAAUUCAAUGUCUAAAAACCAUUCAGCUCUGGAAGGUCACUUCAAGAGCUCCCAGCAGAUGCUAACAUCAAUCUUAUUUUACUGAUAUUUUGAGUCAUGAGAUGGACUUCAUGGAAAAGGAGAGACUGCUUGUUGUCUAAUUCAAGGAGGGUGCUUAUUUGAAUCUGUGGCCUAGGAGGUGGGCACCUAUGCAGGGAAGCCCGUUUAUUAUUGCAUGGAUGCUUGUGCGAGGAAACAUGGUAUAUGGUAUAUUCUUUGGCCUAAAUUUGAUCUUGAUUUAUAAGUAUAUGAAAUGCUACACAUGUUAAGUGAAAAGGGCCCUAAGGGCACAAAGAAGAAGUGAAAAAAAAAAGAGAAAAAGUGUAGCGUACAAUUUGACUCUUCUUGUGCUCACUGGUAAAAUGAGGUGUUUUGAAGCUGUGUUAUCUCGAGUGAGUAUUUAUCUUUACACCAGUACCUUAUUCACAAUAAAAUAGACAGUUUUAUUAUGUUUCACUGUUGCUACGGGGCCAGAAUUAGCUUUUUUUAAGCCAGAUUUUAAGUGCUUGUUAAAGAAUUUUGACUGAAUCAUCAGAGAAAACUAAUUGGUUGCCAAAAAAUUGCCCCAACAAAAGAAGAAAAUGUGUUAUUUUUUAUGAGCUUUCUUUGAUAGUUUUUGAAUUACCACAAGUUGAGUGUUUAUUAUGGGAAAGAAACAUUAGUUCGUGUAGUGUGAUCGUCCGGGUGAGUGUAGUUCUGAAAAGAACUGUUGUUGGUGACUGACGUUUCGACUAUCUGUGCGAUAGUCAUCUUCAGAGUCAAGUGAGGAGUAGUUGUCAGUCGAUGAUGUUAUAAAGUCUGGUCUGUUGAACGUGAUUGGUCUGUUUAGCCAUGAUGUGAUUGGCUGGAAGACUUGUGUAGAGUUUGUUAACAGUCAUUGGUUGGUUUCGAUCCGUCUGUUGUUUGUCAGUCUGUUUGUCGGUUUGUUCACGUCGUUAAUGAGUCGUUUGUAAGGUGCUGGUAAUUGUUGACAUCUGUUGAGAGGUGUCUGUUCUAAGUUAGUAAACCAGCUUUCCAGAGUCAGUCGUUGAAAAUAGUUUGUACUGUAGGUUAAGCAUUUAGCAGAGUCCCAGUCGAUUCUGUGAUUAGUUUGUCGGUGAUGUUCAGAAAUGUGAUUGUUUACAUCGCCAUUUCUAGUUGCUCGUUUGUGUUCAGUUAGUCGCGUGUUAAGGUUUCUACCGGUCUCACCAAUGUAGGAGGCCUGGCAGUCGGAGCAUUCGAUCUUAUAAAUCGCUCCCUGUCUGUUGUUGGGUUCGUCUUUGUCUUUAACGUUUGUCUUUAACGUUCGUCUUUGUGUUUAACGUUGGAAAGAAACAUGUUAUGAAAGUUUCUUUUCUUGAGCACUGGUUUGCAUGAAGAACAUUGACAAGACUGUUUGAAGUGACCUCUCAGUAACUAGUAUUUGAAGUCUGGCAAUCAUUAGUUUAUUAUCAUUGGCACUGGUAACUAGCUGGUUGUAAUUUGAACCCUGCAGUAAAGGUCUUUAUGCUGGCCUGUGAUGCCCUGGCAUAAAUUUUGGAAUUCUCAGAUGUCAAGUACUUUUAAAGGUCUAUUAUUGAGAUCCAGCCAUUGUUAAUCAGGUUGCUCAUCACACUCACUUUUAAAAGCCUUUUUCCUCCUUUGUCUGCCCUCCCUAAAGCUGGCUAUUGCUAAUCGUUUGUUUGUUUUUCCACUGAGGCACUCAGUGUAAUGGUGUCUUAACAUGCCUUAAGGUGGCUCCACAGGGUUGUUGAGGUUUCCUUGGAGCACACCUGCAGCUCCUGCAGACUUUCUAGGCACCAUCCCAACAUCAUCUUAAGGCAAUGGGUUUAAAUUUCUUCAUGCACAUUUUAUUUUGUAAUGCAUGUGGUAAGUGGAUGGUUUAAUUCUUGCAACUGUUUUACCUCAAAGUAAUAUUCUCUUUUUCUUUUGUGUGAAUACUUGAUCUGCUCCUUAAAAGCUGUAGUGCAAUUCCUGAGCAUACACGUUUCCAAGUAAAGUAAUAUUUAUUUGAUAUCGUGACCUGUACGGCCCCAAGCAAGCACUCCCACAAUAAACUAUAGUGGAAGCUGAUGUGUGCAGGGCCGGAUGGGUUGAUGUGAGCCAGUCUGGAAAAUGCUGUCUGGCCCUGCACUACACAGUUCUUUUGCAUUUUCCAAGAAUGUGGAUUGAAUUGUGGACUUCAGCUUGAAAUAAAACAAGUGAGAAAAGGAGUCUUGCUUCUUAAUGAAUUACAAGUUUCUUGUUCUGACUUGAUGGCAAGAGAAAAAUUUUGCUUUAGAGUCUCUUUAUUAAUUUUCCAAUGCAUGCCCUUGGUUAUAAUUUUUUAAGGGAGUAUGUUCUAUUUAGGUUAAAACAAAAUUUUGGAAAUUUUGACUCUUAUUUGUUUAUUUGAUGAUAUACUUAAUGACUGAGUUUGGUUAAGUCAGACAGGAAGAAAUUUGGCUCUUGAUCCAUACGUCAUGACCUUGAGUCAAAUAAUUCCCUUCUGGCCCUCUUAUCAGUCAGUAAUUACAUAAAAUUAUAGUAUUUGCUUUGUGGUUUACUGCUAUAUUUUCAUGCAAAAUUAUAUGAAGAUGUUACAUUGUUCAACUAUUGAAAUCUAUCUGUGUCAAAUAUUUUAAUUUCCAUCUAAAGCAAUUUAGAAAACUUCCUGUAAUGAUUUGGGAAUACAUUUAAAUGUACUUGUGCUUAGAUUAUAUUAUCAUUAUUUUUCCUGCUGAAAAAAUGCUAACCCUAAGCAAUUACUGGUUUCAAUUUUUUUUGUUAUUGUCAAUUCAAUUUGUUUACCUUGUGAGAAGAGGGGAAAUCUUCCCAAUUAUUUUUGGAAGAUUGAGGGAUUCAUGCUUUUCUUGAUACAGACAGCUGUAGAUGCUUAGCUUAUUAGCUCAGGAAGUCAUCAAUUUUUAGGGUAACAAUUUGUUUCUUAGCAACAAAAUCUAAUCUUGAUCAUCAGUGUAUCCAAUGAAAAACUUGUUAUUCACAAUGGUGAUAUGUUGUGUAAUGCAUUUUUUACAGGUACCAGAACUUUUAAGCUAGAAACCUGUGUUGUAUGUGUGGGAUUUAAGAUAAUUUAGUGGUAAAAUCCAAGAAAAAUUCAUUUGGUAGAAAGUAAAAACCUUGGACUCCAAGAGAGAUUUAAUUCAAGACAGGUAUUAAAAUAUAAAUUAGCAUAUAGUUAGUGAGUGUUCCUAUUUGCAUAAUCCCUUGCAAUAAAUUUAGGGUCUGCCAAUACUUUGGUUGUUAUAUUCUUGGCUGGAUUUGUGGUUGUGGUUUUGCUGCCAGUAGGAUUGUAUGUGAACAAUCAAACAAGUUCAUGUUGGACUCGCUUUUUAAACACAAGGGCUUGGUGGAUUGAUGGGUGAUUUCACGUUUAAAACCUGAGGGCAGAAUUCUUGACUGUUUCCUCUAUGGUUGCUCAGUUCUUGUGUGUGGAGUUCAUGCUACCACUUGAAAUGCAACAAGUCAUCAGGAGAUAUCAUUGAUGGUGGAUUGCAGAGAGGAUUUUAGGAACAGUUCUUGUAACUAAAUUUAUAUCCAAAUUAAUUUUGUCAUCAUUGCCUGCUGAUCUUUUGUGCUGUUUUGCUAUCUGUUUGAAGAUGAAAUUGUCUGGUCAAGGUGUGUGUGUAUUUUCUUAGGUUGUUUUUCUCUCUGGUUAAAUGAAUUAUAGAUUAGUAACUCCUAAAUUUAUUGUUAUGGUUGUCUGCUUUGUGUGGUAGCCAUUUUGUAGUGGUUCAUCUUUAUUUAUUGUGUUCAUUGGGUUUAGGCUGACAGGUACCUGUGUCAAAAGUGGAUUUACACCUCCUAAAAUUUCCUUAGUGCUUUGAACCAAAGGCUUUACUUCAAGUGUUUACUUGAUUUGGCUUAGUGGCAUCUGCAAAUCAAUAAAUAUUUUUACCAAUUUUUCUUUUCUGGUUUUUAAGUCCGUCUACUUGUGGUAUCUUUAUUAUGUUGACAGAAAUUGUGGCCAACAUGCAGAUUUAUGUAAAUUUCAUCUCAUGCAUUUUGACAAAAUAGGAGCACUGUUAGUUGUUAUUUGCAGGUUUUCUGAUAUCAAAUUAUGGCACAAAAUCUUCAGUUGAUGUUGCAUGUAUUCCUCACUAUUUGCCUUGAAAAUUAUCAAAUUUCUUGGAUUGGAUGAAAAUGUAAUUCAUUGAGUGAACAGUUCCAAGUUGAGGAGAAAAUAAUGUUCUCAAAGUGCCAUAAUUUCUUGUGAUGUUUUUGUGGAGAUUUGUAAGGCAAAAGUCACGGAAGAAUAGCUUAUUGGUGUACAGUGAUGGGGAAUCAAUCAAAUCGGGAUCCACUGAAUCACGGCAAAAGCUUUGCACAAGUUGUCCUUGGUCUUGUAAACAUGGCAUAGGUAAAUAGAGGUGUUGUGCUUCAUCAUGCGAGUUAUGUUUGACAACAUUUGUUCAACUCAAUCAAAUUUGUUUCUAUAUUUAAAAACAGUUAGUUUUUAGACUUGCUUCCAUAUAGUUUCGCAGAUUCUGAAAUUCUCAGUGGUGAUGUAAACAUCAUGUUCAUGUAUACUGUGAAUUGUUUAUUAUAUUUUGUCAAGUGCAUUUUACUUAACUGCAUUUUACAAAUGGUUGUCAACUGUAGUCUGCACAACAGAAAUUGCAAAAUAUCUUUGCAUAAUCCAUCCUCUCACCUAACACCAGAUUGAUUCUGGCUUCCUUUUAAAUGAACAACUCCUAGAUUUCUUUUUUCUCUAUUUUCUGUUUUUGGUUGAUUGAUUCAGUUGCUACUUUGCCAGUUGCUUAUUAAGAUACAUUGAUAUAUUACAGUUAUUUUAUGGGACCAUUAUUUAUUUCAUUUAAAAUGUUUUUCUCCACUUUAAGCAUUAUCAGUUAAAAAGAUAUCAAACCUUGAGAAUUUUAUCGGAGAUCAUUUUUAUGAUAAAGUUUUUCUUGAAAGCAGCUGAACGCAAUUCAAAUAAUGUUAUUUUUUAUUAUAGCCAGUAUUUGUUUUCUCAAAAUUAUGCUUGCCCAAGAAUUGCAGGCAAAGGCAGAUGUGUGUUAUUACCUUAGAGUUAACAUUAUUGGACUUUUCCAAAUUUGAGCAAUUGGACCUUUAUAUAACAUGAAAAUUUUGUAGGAGUUUAUUUUGGGGAUAGGCAAGUUUAGAAGGAAGUUUAGCUGUUUUUGGUUCAAGCUGUAGAACAUUAAUUUGGAAAUAAAAAAACUUAUUUGCUAUUUUCAACCAACUCUAACAAAGUGAAGACAAAUUAAUGGAUUUAGAUGCAGAGUUUCUUAUUUGACUAAAGUUAGCAAAUCCCUUCAGCAUCUUAUUUUGUAAGAUUUUUUUCAAUGAAAAUGUCAAUUUGAAGAUAAAGUUAUCUUUGUAAGGUUCAUAUUUGUUUGAAGUGCAUUAUGUAUGCAUUUUGGAUCUGCAAAAGGAAAAGUAUUGUUUGUGAAAAUUUCGCUGGAGGUCUUAAUUUUGAAUACAAUAAUUUGCAUCAGCGCUGAUAAAGAAUGAUUUCCACAGAUCUCCUCAUGUUGAACUUCUUUUCGAAUUUACAAUACUUUGUGAGAGAUUUUCCUGACUUUACAACUUUUUUUAAGAAAGGAUUUUGAUCAAGGAAUGUUGUAGCAUGAGAAAAGUGUACUACAAUAAAAGUGUAAGAAGAGAAACUGGUUGAUAUUAUACACAAAGUAAAAAAAGUUACUUGGAUUCUUGAAAUUUAUUUAGAGAAUAGUGUGUGGUAGCCAGAGAAUUCUCUGAUCUUUGGUCACUUACAUAUGCACUGUUAAUCCUUCUGCUCCCAAGUUUCAAGUAGUUAUUCUACCAACUGAAUGCCAUACUUUCAUUUUUAAAUUAGACAGGAGGAUUCAAUUUUAUAUCAAGAUAACAGUGUCAAGCUUAUAAGCUUGUCUUUCCUCAUAACCUGGUUUAAAGUUAACAAAUUGGAAUCUCAAGGAGAAGUUACAAGUUAAUCACUUUGAGGAGUUAAAGGAUGAUGAGCUGUGACUUUUUAUACAACUCUUUAGUAAAGUGUUUUUUUCUUGUUUUAUUCCAGAUGAGGAGGAGGAUACCAACAGUGAAAAAGCUGAGAACAUUAAACCACUAAAUGCCAAGCUUGAAGACCUGCAGACUUGCAAUGAUCUUGUAGGCAAGCAUGGCUCAGCCUUGCAGCGUUCUAUUGUUGAGCUUCAGGAGGUGGAAGAUAAUCCUGCCUUGGCUGCAAAACUCAAGUUUGUGAAUGAGAAAGCCACUCUUUUUCGGAUAACAGCAAAUGCCAUGAUUAGUGUGAGUAAAAGAGCAUAAGAGUUCAAAUGACCGCAGAACUGGAAUGACCUAUGUGAAUGGCAAGUGCUCAGACACUAUAAGAUAUUUGGGCAGGCAAGCAAGUAGGAAACACAAUUAUUUUCUGUGUUUGAGGGGCAGUUUUUUUUUUUUUAUGGAGAUACAUUUUAAGAAUAUUGAGGUAUAAGUUAUGGUUACUGUUUUAUUGUUCUGGUGCUAGUGGGUUGGUCUGUUAUUUUUUAAAGAUUUUUUCUUACUGCUUAUCCAAAAUGGCUUCAAAACUCACAAAAUCGUGCACAGGGUAGUUACUUUUUUUUCAAUGUGACUUCUGAAAAAAAUGAAUUUAUUUUUAACUGUCAUCAAAUUCACUGUCAAGCUUGAAAUUUUUCCACAAAGAAACUUUUGUUUUGGUUAUUUUCUAUUCUCAAAAUUUUAUUGUAAGACAGAGUUUUGGGUGUAUUUGUUCCUUUUUUACUCUUUCAGUAAAUUCUUCAUUUUAUGUCAUCACUUAAUGUCAUUUAAGUUUAGUCUUCACAGCCUUCAAUUCAUAUUCAUUACAGUCUAAUCCAUGCUGAUAAUUAAAGUUGAAAAAUUCUCUCUCUUAAUCUAACAUAACAGGCAUGUGCAGAAUUCCUGGAACUUGCUCAGACACAGGAAAAGAGGUGGCAGAAGAGUUUACAGCUAGAACGUCAGCGAAGAAUCAAUCUUGAAGAGACAGUAGAAGCCUUAGCUAAACAGCAUAACACUCUUGAGAGAGCUUGUCGAAAAAAUACAUCUAAGUUACCUGAUUUACCAGAAUCUGAACUGGGUCACGACAGUGACGAUGAAGAAGAGGAGUUGGAAGAAGAUGAAGAAAACGCGGAAUUUUUUGAUGCGAUAGCAGAGCACCCUGAAGGUUUCACAUUAUCUGUUAGCAAGAGCCGUGAGAGUUUACAAAGCUCUAGCUCAGAGCAAAGUAUUGGUAUGGAUGGAGAGAAUGCCAAACCCUUAUUGGCAAGAACUUUGUCAGAUACAACUGGACAAGCCUCAGCAGAAAUAAAACAGGAAGUGUCUAAGGACAGUGUAGCUGGAACAUCUGAAACAUCAACUGCUAAAGACACAGAAGGAUCAGAUGUUGUCAGUGAUGGUAGAUCCAGUAGCACUGAUCCAGAUAACAAGGCAGUCAUGGCACCAUUUACUGUUGGAGGCUCCUUUGCUGUCACUGUUAGUUUAUGUUUUAUUUUGUUUCCUUUGAUAAGUGUGUCUUACUAAACAAGUAUUAAGUCCAUACAGUAAAUGCUCAGGCCAUAAAUCAAAGGAUAAAAAGUUAGGAUCAGUAGCUUGAAGUACAGAAAAAGAAGAUAGGGUUAGCAAAAUAUUUCCUAUGCCUCUACCUUGUGCCUGAUUAGUUUGAGAAAGUUUUUGAUUCAUUCAAAACUGAAUGAUGCAUGUCAAAAGCAUGACUUUAGGCUGAAUUUCAAGAAAAUGCUCAGCAAAAGCAUGAAAGGGGUUGGCAAUAAAUGACAAGUAAUUUGGGAAACAAAGACAGCUUUAUGUUUUUGUGGUCCAUACAAUACAGGAAAGUUCUCUUUAGUUUUCCAAUCGCUACACAACACAUGUAGUAACCAAGAGUUAUCAUAAGUGAGUUAAAGCCAGAGACAGACAAGGAAAUUUUAAUGACUACAAGGAGAGUAAUUUUUGCUAUUGCUAAUGAGAAUACUAGGCAGUUUUCUAAGCUGACUGCAGCAUUCUUGCCACCCUAGUCAAUUCUAUCUUCAUCUUGUCUAUUUGAAUGUUUAAAACCACAGAAAUGGAGGUACUAGGCCAUCGCUUGCAAACUAUAUUGCCUUCUCUAUUAAUCAUCAAUAGACACUUUCUCUAUACCAUGCACACAUAACAAUUCUUGCUGAUUUUCUUAUUUUGGGCACAAAUGACGAAUAAUUGACAUUCUUGAAACAGUGUAAAGCAUUAUGAGUCGACAAUAUCCCAUUUUCUCCCAUAAUAGUUUUAAAGUGUUUUUCAAGGUAAUAAAUUUAUUGAUGUAUUUUCUUUAGCAAUCUACUGAAAGGCUUGGGACUAAGCUCUUCAGGAAGAAGAUCCCAGACAAGCCAGAUAUCAGCAUUAACUUGUGGAGCAUUCUGAAGAACUGUAUAGGAAAAGAGUUAUCUAAAAUACCCAUGCCCGUGAGUAGAUCAGACUUUCACAAGUUUGUUUCUGUUCAUGUUUAAUGAACAAACUCCUGCAAUUUAUGUCUUUUUAUAUAAUUUCUCAACUCUUUUAUCCCCAUAUUGUACUCCCCUCUAACUGUCUUGCAUUUCCUUGUAAAUUAGUUUGGAGAAUUUACAAGGUUCUGUCAAAGCAAUAUGUCCCAGCAAUGAACACCAAUACCUUGAUUGUUAGAAGGUACUUCACUGUGUAUGCAAUGGAUUCAAACCUUUUGGAUUAUACUGGCUCUUAAAUUAACUUCUCUAUACAAUAAGUUUUGAACAAGGCCAAGCUUGAAUUUUACCCAGGAAGAAGUUAAUUGAGUGCAUAUUGUAUAAUUCUUCUGCUUCUCCAUUUCCCUCAUAAAAAAUUCUUGGCAAUGUUGGUUAUGUUCCUCCAGAUCCUUGGUAACCUUUUGAAGAAUGCGUACAACCAUCAUCAUAUUCUGUCUCCAUUAUGUCACUUCUUCUUCAACUCUUUCUUGCACUCAGUAUCAGCUAAGAUUCUUGUUUGAGAGAUUUUCAACAAUCAUUGUAGGUGAACUUCAAUGAGCCAAUUUCAAUGCUUCAGAGGCUCACUCAGUAUCAGCUAAGAUUCUUGUUUGAGAGAUUUUCAACAAUCAUUGUAGGUGAACUUCAAUGAGCCAAUUUCAAUGCUUCAGAGGCUCACAGAAGAGCUUGAAUACACAGACCUUUUAGACAAAGCUGCAGCAUGUGAAACAUCCACAGAGCAGAUGUGCUAUGUAGCAGCAUUUACAACAUCCUCUUACUCCACAACUGCCGCAAGAACUGGAAAGCCAUUUAACCCCUUACUUGGUGAAACAUUUGAAUUUGACAGAACAGAGGAUUUAGGAUGGCGAUCACUUGCUGAGCAGGUAUUUGACAUUUGAUACAUGUAGAUACAGAUGAUAUUUCUACUUCAAUAACUUACCAUGCAAGUCAGAUAACAUAUCAUGUCAAUGGGAUACUAACAUUAAAGUAAAGGAUGGAUCAGCAACCUUUUGACCCCUUCUGGUGACUAGCAUCUAAUUUCUCCUUACAGUAUUGCACCCAAAUCACACAUUUAAGUCACAAGAAUAAAGGAAAUGAUCACCAACUAAAGAAGCUCUUGAUUUUUAAACAGAUUCUCCUCAUCAGCACAUUAGGAAUGUUUAGGGGACAGUAUAGAGAAUGUGCAUACUGAUGAUAUGAUGUAAAGGAUUCAGUUAAGAGGGCAUUGUUGUAGUAUUGACAAUAUUUCUGAUGCAAUGUAAUCACUAGGAAAAUCACCAAGGACAUUCUUGCAAAAUUUGUUGCAAAAAUUGCAAAAUGAAGACUCUAAGAUUAAGCUCCAAUUGAUUUAUUUGUUUCUUGCAAGACAUUUUCUGCAAAGAGUAUCAAUAUGCUACUGAAAGACUUAAAUGUUACAGAAAUCUGUGAUGUUUAUUCUAGGUGAGCCACCAUCCUCCAGCAUCUGCCCUUCAUGUUGAGCAUAAAGAGUGGAUCUUCUGGCAGGAAUUCACCUGUACAAGUAAAUUCCGUGGCAAAUAUUUACAAGUCAUUCCACAUGGUGUGGCGCAUCUCAAGUUUAACAAGUCUGGAAAUCAUUACACCUGGAAAAAAGUCACUACUACUGUCCAUAAUAUCAUUGUUGGGAAGCUGUGGAUUGAUCAGGUUAGAUGAGAGAUCUAGUAAUUAAUAUUGGAUAUCAAUUCUCCUUACUCUGUGUUAAAUUUCUCAUAACUUUAGCUAUGAGAAUUUGGUGCUAAAUGAAACUAUAUUGCAUAGUUUAUUUUCUUCUGUAUUGUCAUCUCUUUUCUGCUGGCAAAUAAUGGAACAGAGGAACAACGAAUCAAGUUGUAGAUGUAUGAGAUUAAAUAAAUGAUAGGAUGGAAGAAAGGAUAAAGGAAUAAAUUGGAAUUUGUAGAUUUUUAAGUUACUGUUCCACAGUGGAUUCUUCAUCAUUGCCCAUGUAAAUUAAAUUGUGCAGAUGAUAUAAUGCUCUCUUGGUCUUGAUAAUUCUAAUGUGGAAAAAACCCCUUGGAAAAAAUGGAAUUUCAAGCGGCAGUUUUUGGUGGUAGUUGUUGUUUGGUCUAGAAUUGUUAUGUUGUGUUGGAUAUUUCCUUCCUGUCUCAAUUACUUUAUCUUUGCAUGUUUCCCUGUUGUUUUCUUAGUCGGGUGAGAUGGACAUUGAGAAUCACACAACUAAAGAUGUUUGCCAUCUUAAAUAUGAUGCUUACAAUUACUUUGGAAGGGACACACCUAGAAAGGUAUUGGCAGUAUUUUUUUCUCAACUUUUUGCAUGGCCUUUUUGGCUGCUGUGGGGGGAGGGGGAGGAAAUGGGGGAUAGUUUUGUGAUCAGUGUGAUCAUGUUACAGGUGUCAGUCUGUCAGUCAACAUAUUGUUGUGGUACUGAGAAUUUCACUAUAAUAGGCUAAUGUUGACAGUUUUGGGUAGAACACGUGUUGGUCAAAGAGCAAAGAGUGAGGGACAGAAACAAGAUAAGGUGGCAGCACUGAAUAAAGAGUGUUAGUUGUACAGUAUGAUGGUCAUAUGCACCUGCAGGGGCCAUGAGAAUACAUGAUAAGGGAUGACAUGCAUUAAAUUGUUUCCUAAACCCUCUAACUCUCAGAAGUGAUUAACUUAAAAAAUUUUCCCUUUAAUAACCAUACAUUCUCCAGUGAACAGGUAAAAAGAACACUCAUACUUAUCGGAUAAAAGUUGUUAUCUUGAUCUAACACAAAAUUCUCAAAAAUUAAAUUUAAAAGGAAAUGUAAAGCAGCUCCAGGAGAGAAGUCUCAAUCGGAUCUUGGGACUUAAAGAGUUAAAACAAGUUCUUGAGGGCCUCAAAACUCAACCCACCCUUCUUGUAAUUUUGUUCUUAAUCCAGUACACUUAAUACUCAAUUCUCAAAGCUUUGAAGAAUUGAGAUCAACUUUGAGUUUGAGUAUUCAACUUACAAUUAAGUAGUACUUUGGUGGCAUUUUGGUGGAUUUGAAUCUUACACCCCAAGCAAUUUGAGUGUUAGAAAGAAAAACAUUAUUGUCUUGUAGGUGACAGGUGUGAUUACAGACUCAUCAAAAGUGGUCAGAUAUGUGAUAUCAGGAACAUGGGACAACAAGCUGGAUGGAGCCAAGGUUGUGUACCAUAGAUCUCCUUCAAAUGUGAAGCAGCCGGCAUCUACUCCACACAAGAGCCAGGCACAGACUUUACCACCAGUCACUUUGUGGAAGAAAAAUCCAGCAUUGUAAGUUUAAUUGUUGACAAACUUUGCCCAACAACAACUUAAAAGGAUACCCCAUGGAAACCUGCCAGUGAAAUCAGUUUGACUGUAUCCUUGUUAGUUCUGUUAACUAACCAAAGAUGCAAUUUAAUAGUGAUAUUUUUUUAUUGUGAAAAGAAAUUGGGAUAUUGACAUUGCACUUUGGGUAUGACUAAUUUUCAUGGCAUUAAAUUAUUCCCUCAAUCAUUUUGUUCUCAGGCCUGGUUGCGAGAAAAUGUAUUAUUUCACCGAGUUUGCUCUGGCCCUCAAUGACUCUGAUGAUAGUGUUGCCCCAACCGAUUCUCGGAGAAGACCAGACCAGAGGCUCAUGGAAAACUGUAAAUGGGACGAAGCCAAUCAGGAGAAGCAGAAAUUGGAGGAAAUGCAACGAAUAAGAAGGCGCAAGCGUGAGGCAGAGGCCUCAGAAGCACAGGCAGAGGGAAAAGUUUAUGAAGGUUACAAGCCUGUUUGGUUUGAAAACGUUGUGGAUGAAGUGACAGAUACUGCUGUGCAUGUGUACAAAGGGGGCUACUGGGAAGCUAAGGAAAGACAAGAUUGGAGUCUUUGUCCAGAGAUCUAUUAGCAACAUCCACUCAGCAGUUUCCCAGAUUUUACCGAUAGCAAGCUGAAUAUGAUGUCACUGCUUGUGUCAUUCCUCAAACCUCUGGUCAUCUUCUUUUUGGAAAGUAUCAAAUGGCGCACUAUACAUGUGGGUCAAACAUUUUGUGGGUGAAUUUGCUGAAGUCUGGCUGUUUAGUGACACUACUGUUUUCCAAUAAAUGAAAUAACUCAGAGAUUUGAUUUUUAAAGUGGAAAACUGUAAAUACAUUGCAACAGCCAAAAGAAGCCUACAAAGAGACAAGAAUGAACUCUAUUACUGAAAAGUGCAUUUGUUUUUAUUUCUCAAUUCUGAACAUGGAAAAGUAGAAGACUUUUGUUAAAGGAAAGAUGCAGACAGAUACAAUUCACUUGACUGAUGAAUAAGAUUUAGAAGACGUUUUGGGGUGUUGAUGUUCAAUUUAGGUUUGCUGAAGUACCAAAGAUCUCCCUACUGUGAUAGCGUUGACAAAGCCAAAUGCACUUAUCAAAAUUAAACUUGUAAGACAGUUUUGACACUGUGAUUUAUCAGAGAAAUUUUAUGAAAUUCAGUGAGCUGCUAUAUGACUGUAGGAUUAUUUAUCAAUUGUGCUUUGGAUAAUGUUCAUGAGACAGCAGUCCUCAGCUGAAUUAGAGACUAACACAAUUUAUAAUAGAUUUCAAAAUUGUUCGUAUCAAUUUCUGGUAUUAAAUUUAAAAUAGUCAAAAUAAAAUCUCAGAUGUUU